Molecule: messenger RNA, 615 nt
Organism: Drosophila miranda
Lineage: Eukaryota; Metazoa; Arthropoda; Insecta; Diptera; Drosophilidae
Exons: 2
Coding region: 244-576 (110 amino acids)
Source: RefSeq, a predicted model, not a curated record
GAGGCAGCAUCAGCACAACACGUAAUAGAUGCAAGACUUCAGCGAAAAGAUUCAGCAGGCGCACGAUGAGAAGCUGGGCAGGCAUCUGGUGGCCAACAUCAACAUCGAUGCUGGCGAAACGUUGCUGGAAUAUGUGCGUUGCUGAAACUACUCCUGCUGCUCGAGGAUCCAGCCACGCGAGCUGACUGCCAGACACUCUUCGAGCGGUCCGUGAAUCUAGAGGACUAUCGCGAUGGCGAGGGCAUGUGGCAGGAACACGAGGAGCAAGUAGUGCGCCCGCUGCUGGCCAGUGGCUUGGUUGAGGCCUUGCCCACGCAGCAGUUGACAGCGGACGUGCUCCAUGCCCACUGCGUGCGCAUUGAUUGCAACGCCUUCGAAGUGACUGGUCGGGAUGGCGAGACCUUGAAAGGGGUCUUCGUCUGUGGAGCUGGCCUGCCCCACCACUGUGUUCCCAACACGGUUGUGGCCCUGGACGAGCAGUUUACCAUGAAGCUGUACGCAGCCGUACCCCUGAAUGCCGGCGAUGUUAUCUACAACUCCUACACGAAUCCCCUGAUGGGCACCAGCCAGCGAUAGCAUCAGCUGCGCCUCAGCCGCCACCUGGACUGCUCCUGC